Rotaria sp. Silwood2 is the source of this 1893-nucleotide messenger RNA. NCBI's taxonomy places the organism in Eukaryota, Metazoa, Rotifera, Eurotatoria, Philodinida, Philodinidae. The record is from the annotation of a GenBank genome assembly.
AUGAGUUUAUUUAGUUUAUCAAAUACAAAAAUUUUUGAUAAAUUAUUUGAAAAAGCAACAAGUCCACUUUUACUUGAACCUGAUUGGGAAGCUAUUGUUCAACUUUGUGAUAUUGUUAAAUCACAAGAAGUGACACCAAAAUAUGCAGUACAAUCGAUUAAGAAAAAAUUUGGUCAUGAAAAUGCUCAUGUAGUUCUUAGUUCGCUUCUUUGUUUGGAAUCCAUAGUAAAAAAUUGUGGAGGAUCAGUUCAUAAAGAAGCUGCACAACGAGAUAUGGUUGAUGCAUUACGAGAAUUGGCAAAAAAUGGACCCGAUCUAAUUCGUGAUAAAGUUCUUGAACUAAUUCAAUGUUGGUCAUAUGGUCUUGGUCAACAACAUAAAAUUUUCACUGAUACAUAUAAUUUAAUGAAACUUGAAAAUUAUCGUUUUCCACCAUUAAAAGAAAGUGAAGCUAUGUUUGAAAAUAAUGAUGUAGCACCAGAAUGGCGAGAUGAUAAAGAAUGUUUUCGUUGUCGACAAACAUUUACAACUUUUAAUCGUAAACAUCAUUGUCGAGCAUGUGGAGAAAUUUUUUGUGAUAAAUGUUCAUCGAAACAAUGUCCAAUACCAAAAUUUGGCAUAGAUCGUGAUGUACGUGUUUGCGUUGCAUGUUAUGAAAAAUUGACAUCUGGACCAACACUAAAUUCUACUCCAAUACCAAGACCAAUUCCAUCAUCAAGACCGUAUUCAACAUCUGCUCCAGCACCUAAUCAAGGAAAAAGUCAAGCUGAAUUAGAUGAGGAAGAAUCAUUUCAACUUGCUUUGGCUAUGUCACAAAGUGAAGCAGAAGAAAAAGAAAGACAGAAAAAAAUGUUAACACAAAAAUAUGCUAUGUCAAGUUUUCUAUCGGCUCCUACAAACAAUAAUCUUCCGAAUGUUUCUGAAAACAAUAAUGAAUAUGCUGAAUUAACUAAAUAUAUUGAAAAAGGUCGUCAAGAACAACAACGAGAAAACUUAAAUACAACAAAUUUAUCCAAUGGUCAUGAAAUAGAAAUCAAAACACAAUUGCCAGAUGAAAUAAAUAAUUUUAUAACCGAUAAUGAAAUUGAUCAAUUUACAACUGUUGUUACUGAUCAUAUAAAUCAUUUUAAAUUUCGAAUGUUAAGUAAUCAACAACGUAGUAGAAAUAUUACAACUGAUACAGCUGUUCAAUCUGUUUUUGUUAUGCUUCAACAUUUUCAUCCUGAACUUCAUCAUUAUAUGCAAUUAUUAGAAGAUAAACGAACUUAUUAUGAAAAUUUACAAGAUAAAUUAAGUCAAUUAAAAGAUGCACGAGAAGCAUUGAAUGCUUUACGUGCAGAACAUAAUGAAAGAAAACAACAAGAAGCUAUAGAACGUGAUCGACAACGACAGAUGCAAUUAGCACAAAAACUUGAUUUUAUGAGGCAAAAGAAACAAGAAUAUCUUGAAUAUCAACGUCAAUUACAUCUUCAACGUUUAGCACAGCAAGAACUUGAAAUGAAAACUCGUCUUGAGCAACAACGACAAUUAACAUUAGCACGUGAACAACAUGUACAAAAUCCUCAAUUGUCCAUAGUAUCAUAUGAUUAUGGUCGAUUACCUCAACAAAAUCUUGCCUAUCAAUCACCAUAUAGUACUUUACCAGUACAGCCAUCAAUGGAUUCAACAAAUCAAUAUUCAGUCGUAACACCGCUUCCAACGCAACAACAGCCUCUACCAUCAUCGCAUUAUCCUUCUAUGAUGAUGUAUCCACCACCCACAAUAGAUACAAAUUUAUUAGCUAAUGCACCAGCGCCAUUAUCAAUGCAACCGAUUUCUUAUCCAAUGGGAACUACUGGAGCAACAGCAACAGCAACAGCAACAGCAACAGCAACAACCGACUUCGGUCGUUAA